AAUAAAAUCAAUACAGUUUCAGUAUUCGCAUUUGGUUUUGCAUUUCUUCAUGGUAUCAGAGCUAAAUAAUAUCUGCAUCUGAAUACUAUAGUUUGUUUCCUUCUGCUACAUUUGAAACUUUCUUCCAUCUUUCAUACUUCCUCAUAUUCUAGUUCGAAACAGUUUCGUCAAAUCAAACAAUGUCAAAGAACACGACUAAGCUUACCAUUCAAAGCUUCCAUCAUAUGGAAAGCUUAAUCUCAGUUAAGCUCUCAAACACCAAUUUUUUACUUUGGAAAUCUCAGGUCUUUUUCGUUAAUUCGGAGUGCUCAACUCAUGAAUCACCUUGAAGAGGAGGCACCUGCGAUGAAUAUCACAAGGAAUGGAAAAGAAGAAAUAAAUCCAGAUUAUGAGGUCUGGUUAAACAAUGAUGGAUUGCUCACCAGCUGGUUACUUGGAACCAUGAAUGAAGAAGCAUUGAGUUUAGUUGUUGGCUGUGAUACAACUAGCCAAAUCUGGAGGUGUCUUGAAGAUCAUUACCUUGCCUCUACUAAGGAACAAGAAAUUCACCUUAAGGGGCAAUUAACAAUCAAGCAAGGAGAUGGUGAAUCUCUUGAAAUUUUCAUAAGGAAGUUCAAAGGAACCUACGAUGGCUUGGCUGCAAUCCGCAAGCUCGUUGAUGACUUGGACAAGGUGUUUUAGCUAUCCAGGGAUGUAGGAACACGCUAUCAACCUUACAAUCUAGCAAUGUUGUCAAAAGGGCCAUAUCCUACUUUCAACCAAUAUAUUACAGGGCUGCAAAAUAAUGAAAGGGAGCUGCAGGCAGCAGAGCAGGAAAAUAAGGAUAAAACUUCAGC
This is a messenger RNA of Rubroshorea leprosula, 836 nucleotides long. The record is from the annotation of a GenBank genome assembly. Lineage: Eukaryota; Viridiplantae; Streptophyta; Magnoliopsida; Malvales; Dipterocarpaceae.